GUGCCAGUCCCUUUUACAUGACGUAAAGGAAAGCGUACCUUGGCUGGUUGCGUUCACAAAUAAAGUGGUACAAAUUUAAUACAAAAAAAAUUGUAGACUACUCACGAAGUUGUUCUGAACGUUUGUAUAUUUGAUUUUGGAUUUGUUUUAUCUCGUAACUUGUCCUUUUGCAAGAAAACUAGCAGAAUCUAUUCAAGAUGUCGUACAUGUUGCCUCAUCUCCACAAUGGCUGGCAGGUGGACCAGGCCAUUCUGUCAGAAGAAGAUAGAGUUCUGGUGAUUAGAUUUGGCCAUGACUGGGAUCCCACCUGUAUGAAAAUGGAUGAAGUGUUGUACAGUAUUGCUGAAAAAGUGAAAAAUUUUGCAGUAAUUUAUCUUGUGGAUAUCACAGAGGUGCCAGACUUUAACAAGAUGUAUGAAUUGUAUGACCCUUGCACUGUUAUGUUUUUUUUCAGGAACAAACACAUCAUGAUAGAUUUGGGCACUGGUAACAACAACAAAAUCAACUGGACAAUGGAAGACAAUCAUGAGAUGAUAGACAUUGUAGAGACAGUUUAUAGAGGGGCACGUAAAGGACGAGGUCUGGUGGUGUCUCCGAAAGACUACUCUACCAAAUACAGAUACUGAUUCCAAUGGGUCCUUGUCAGAGUUCCAGCUUUUUUCAACAUUGAUGUCACAUUUAGCUGGACAGAAAAAAAAUACUCUUGUUUGUUUUGGUUUUACAAUUCUUUCAUGCCUUUUGAAAAUUAGCAUUUUGGCUUGUAUUUUGGAUACAAUAAUGGCAAAGGUGUUGGCUCAGUAAAGUCAUAAAUUGUUCCUUUUGUCUCUAAGUUGCCUUUUUUUUUUUUAACAUAGCUUAAGUGAAUUUCUGUUCCAACAUUUUCAAACAAUAAACAGCCUUCAUAUUUAGGAGUGUGAUCCCCCGAUUUAGAAGUAACACUUAAGUUCAUCUUGCUAGAAGCUGUGUUAAGAUUUUCCGAUGUUUGUUUUUCAUGCAGUAAAAUACUUUGUUUAAUUAUA
Messenger RNA from Acipenser ruthenus (sterlet), 1019 nucleotides. RefSeq names its product thioredoxin-like protein 4A. The transcript has 4 exons. Gene Ontology annotation, cellular component: spliceosomal complex; U5 snRNP; U4/U6 x U5 tri-snRNP complex. The record is from RefSeq and is a predicted model, not a curated record. Lineage: Eukaryota; Metazoa; Chordata; Actinopteri; Acipenseriformes; Acipenseridae. The coding region runs from base 198 to 626 and encodes 142 amino acids. Gene Ontology annotation, biological process: mRNA splicing, via spliceosome.